Molecule: messenger RNA, 2085 nt
Organism: Nycticebus coucang (slow loris)
Lineage: Eukaryota; Metazoa; Chordata; Mammalia; Primates; Lorisidae
Gene: KTI12
Product: KTI12 chromatin associated homolog
Exons: 1
Coding region: 475-1527 (350 amino acids)
Source: RefSeq, a predicted model, not a curated record
CUUUUGAUCUCCUGCGGGUAAAACUUUUGUGUUUAUCUUUGAAUUCCCAACAAUGGAGAUGUCUAAGGACUCAAAAGGUUAUUAAAUAAAUAUUCACUGAGAGCCAGUAGGUUUAGGAGGAGGAAUGGAGAGCAAGCAUGUAUGAAUUACCUUCUGUAGGUUAAAUACAGUGCUGCUUGUUCUACAGUAUUUAAUGCUCAUCAAGGCUUCAACAUGGCAUAAUCCUAUGCGGCAGAGAGAACACGUUCUCCGGAGGCCUAAAGUCAUUUGGCACAAAUAACGGGCGCCAUUUAGAUCUUUGCAUCUCUUUUCUGAGAAUGCUGGACCCGGGCCUAGUUGGCCUAGAAAUCCUGUUUCCAUAGAAACGAGGGUCUCCGUAGCUGCGAACGCAGGCAGGAAGUGUACUUUGCACUUCCGGAGUCGCGGCCGACCCGGAAGUUGCCCCGCCAUCGCUCAUGGUCGCUCCCGGGCAGGAUGCCGCUCGUGGUGUUUUGCGGCCUGCCGUACAGCGGCAAGAGCCGGCGCGCCGAAGAACUGCGCGAGGCGCUGGCGGCCGAGGGCCGCGCGGUGUACGUGGUGAGCGACGCGGCGGUGCUGGGCGCGGAGGACGCGAGCGUGUACGGCGAUUCUGGCCGUGAGAAGGCGUUGCGCGGAUCCCUGCGCGCCGCGGUGGAACGGCGGCUGAGUCGCCAAGACGUGGUGAUCCUGGACUCUCUGAACUACAUCAAGGGCUUCCGUUACGAGCUCUACUGCCUGGCCCGGGCGGCGCGCACCCCGCUGUGCCUGGUGUACUGCGUACGGCCCUGCGGUCCGAGCGGCGGACUUCAGGUGGCGGGCGCGGGGGAGAACCGCGGCCGGGACGGCAGUGUGAGUUGGCGGCCACGCUUUGAGGAGGGCGGGAGACCUCAGGCGGCGGGCGCCGGUGCGCCCCGGGAACUGCGUGCGGCGGGCUCUGUAGUAAACCGGAGAGCCCAGGCCGAAGGACCGAAGGAACUGGAGCCAGAGGAAACCGGUACAAGAGAUUCUCCGCAGUCCGAAAACUCUUCAGAGCCUUUACCUACUAGUACCUUUUACCCCCCCGAACUUGUGGAGGCCCUAACGCUGCGCUUUGAGGCUCCCGACUCUCGAAACAGAUGGGACCGGCCUUUGUUCACCUUGGUUGGCUUAGAGGAGCCCUUGCCUCUGGCGGAGAUCCGGACUGCCCUGUUUGAGAACCGGGCCCCUCCACCGCAUCAGUCUACACAGUCCCAGCCCCUCGCCUCUGGCAACUUUCUGCACCAAUUGGACCAGGUCACCAGCCAGGUGUUGGCCGGGCUGAUGGAAGCGCAGAAGAACGCGGUUCCUGGGGACUUGCUCAGGCUUCCUGGCACCACGGAGCACCUGCGGUUUACCCGGCACUUGACCAUGGCAGAACUGAGUCGCCUCCGUCGCCAGUUUAUUUCCUACACUAAAAUGCAUCCUAACAAUGAGAACUUGCCUGAACUGGCCAAUAUGUUUCUUCAGUAUCUGAGCCAGAGCCUGCACUAACAAGAGUGAGUAGGGGGAUGCCAUGGUCCCUAACUUCGCUGUAUUUCGCAGCGCUUUUGCGUUGUAUUUAUCUGGGAAGAAUAGUCUGAAGGUCUGCAGAUAACAGUACUGUACCACAUCCAUUGUGACUGAUUCACUCAAACUUUCCUGACUGCCUCUGUGCUAGGCCUUGAGGUAACCCCUAAGUUGUGACUGGAGAGAAUGGAGAGCUUGGAGUAUCCUGGCAAAUAGUUUCAGAGGACAGAACUCAGGAGAAGACAUGUUGCUUAGAUUGGAUUCUACUGGGGAUAUCACAGACCAUUGUUUCCCCCUAUCUCAGUUGUGGGAGAGCAGACCGGAUGGAUGAGAAUUGCUUUAAAACAAUUGUCAACAGCGCAGUUCCGCAUCGGCACCUGCCUUUUUUUUCAUACUAAGCAUUUUUGAAUACCAUGCUUUUUGGCUGGUCACUAUGAGACUGAGUUCACAGAUCCAUUGGUUUCUGUCCUUGGGAGGCGUUGAUUUUGUGGGACGGGAAGCAUAACCACCAGAUUAUUCCCUCUAUUAAAAUCUUUUAAAGUA